AUGAACUCCGGAAACUACUGGCAUCAGCAGGAAAGAAGCCGCAUUCAGGUAUCAGGCCCGAUGUCUCACACCACGGAACCGUCUCCGCCCGACGACAGAAGACUGGACUUCCAGGCCGUCUCGGACGAGAGUACGUUAACCGGGAAAAACGAAAGUGAGAGAGCUGGGGCUUGGAAGGUCGAUAGCGUGGUCACAAUCAAGCUUCUUGAACACCCCACCGACAGGACUGGUUAG
This is a messenger RNA of Aspergillus welwitschiae, 234 nucleotides long. RefSeq lists its product as uncharacterized. The record is from RefSeq and is a predicted model, not a curated record. The transcript has a single exon. NCBI's taxonomy places the organism in Eukaryota, Fungi, Ascomycota, Eurotiomycetes, Eurotiales, Aspergillaceae. Bases 1 to 234 code for a protein of 77 amino acids.